Fomitopsis serialis is the source of this 3444-nucleotide messenger RNA. RefSeq names its product plasma-membrane proton-e. NCBI's taxonomy places the organism in Eukaryota, Fungi, Basidiomycota, Agaricomycetes, Polyporales, Fomitopsidaceae. The record is from RefSeq and is a predicted model, not a curated record. Gene Ontology annotation, molecular function: ATP hydrolysis activity; ATP binding; P-type proton-exporting transporter activity. Gene Ontology annotation, cellular component: plasma membrane. The transcript has 5 exons. Gene Ontology annotation, biological process: regulation of intracellular pH; proton export across plasma membrane. Bases 117 to 3122 code for a protein of 1001 amino acids.
CUCCCAUCCAUCCGCUCACCAGCCGUGUCGUUCGCCGCUUCGUUUUCGCCCUAGCGAACUCGCUCGACAUCGUUGGGGUUUUCCCUACUCGUCCGCCCUCCCAUCUGCCCUUCCUCAUGUCGUCCCCCACUGAGAAGGAGGCCGGCUCGACCGAGCCGGUCAAGGAUACCAACCAACCCGAGAUCCCUGCCGAGGAGCCUGAAAAGAGGAAGCGAGAGUACAAGGAUUUUGGACAUGAGCAGGAGAAGGCUACGCACGCCAAGGUGGACAUGUCGCAAAUCCAACUGCGCGCGGAAGACCUUUAUGACAAGGAAAAGGUCGACCUCGAGACCAUCGUCGUGGAGGAUGUCUUCAGACUCCUCCAGUGCGACGACAAUGGCUUGUCUGACGAGGAGGUUCUUCGUCGUCUCGAGCUGUUCGGCCCGAACAGGCUCGAAUCUGAGGAGCAGAACGCUUUUCUCCAGUUCUUGUCGUUCAUGUGGAACCCGCUAUCGUGGGUCAUGGAGGGUGCCGCGCUUGUCGCUAUUGUUCUCUCGAACGGCGAGCACCAGCCGCCAGAUUGGGAAGACUUCGUCGGUAUCAUCCUCCUUCUGCUCAUCAACUCCGGUAUUGGUUUCUACGAAGAGCGCAACGCUGGUAACGCCGUCAAGGCGCUGAUGGACUCCCUCGCUCCCAAGGCCAAGGUCAAGCGCGCUGGCUCAUGGAAGGAGAUCGAUUCUGCGGAUCUCGUCCCUGGCGACAUGAUUUCGUUCAAGAUCGGUGACAUCGUUCCCGCCGACUGCCGUCUGACCGAGUCCAUCAACGUGUCGAUCGACCAGGCUGCGCUCACUGGCGAGUCAUUGCCUCAGAGCAAGAAGGUUGGCGAUCAGUGUUUCUCUGGUUCGACUUGCAAGCAGGGAGAGGCUGAAGGUGUCGUCAUCUCCACCGGUCCUAACACAUUCUUCGGUCGCGCCGCGUCGCUCGUCGGUCAGGACGACGACACCACCGGUCACUUGCAGAAGAUUCUUGCGCAGAUCGGCUCCUUCUGCCUGAUCUCCAUUGGUAUCUUCGUCAUCGCCGAGAUCUUCUGCUUGUACGCCGGCUUCCGCUACAACUACCGUCGUGGCCUCAACGACAUCCUGGUGCUCCUGAUCGGCGGUAUCCCCAUCGCCAUGCCCACUGUGUUGUCCGUCACCCUGGCUGUCGGCGCCCAGCAGCUCGCGAAGUACAAGGCUAUCGUCACUCGUAUCACUGCCAUUGAGGAACUUGCCGCCGUCACCAUCCUGUGCUCUGACAAGACCGGUACGCUCACGACGAACAAGCUCACCAUCGACCGCGAGACUAUCCGCACUUACGGUCCCUUCUCCGCUGAGGACGUCAUUCUUCUCGCCGCGUACGCUUCGCGUACCGAGAACCAGGAUGCUAUCGACUCUUGCGUCGUCGGCGCUCUCACCGACACCACUCGCGCGCGCUCUGGUAUCAAGCUGCUCGACUUCAAGCCCUUCAACCCUGUCGACAAGCGUACGGAGAUCACGUACCGUGAGGAGUCGACUGGCCGCCUCAAGCGCGUCACCAAGGGUAUGACCGGUAUCAUCAUCGAGCUCUGCUCGCGUAACAAAACCGAGGAGCAGGAGAACAAGCUCGAGGCUGACGUCGAGGAGUUCGCCGCGCGUGGUCUGCGUGCGCUCGCUGUCGCUUACGAGGAGGUUGAGGGUGACGACUUCGAGGGUGAGGGUAACGGAUUUGAGCUGAUUGGUCUUCUCCCUAUCUUCGACCCUCCUCGUACGGACACCAAGCAGACGAUCGACGAUGCCAUGCUUCUCGGCGUCAAGGUCAAGAUGGUCACCGGCGAUCAGCUCGCCAUCGCGAAGGAGACCGGUCGUCGUCUCGGUCUCGGUGACCACAUGUACCCGGCUAAGGUGCUCAAGGACGGUCCCGAGGCCGGUGGCAAGCAUGCGUCGCUUGACGCGAUGAUCCUCGACGCCGACGGUUUCGCUGGCGUCUUCCCCGAGCACAAGUACGAGAUCGUCAAGCGUCUCCAAGGUCUUGGUCACUUGGUUGCCAUGACUGGUGACGGUGCGAACGACGCCCCCGCCCUCUCCCGUGCUAACGUUGGUAUCGCCGUCGAGGGCGCUACCGACGCUGCCCGUGGCGCUGCCGACAUCGUCUUGACGGAGCCUGGUCUUUCCACCAUCGUGCACGCCAUCCGGGGAUCGCGCGUCAUCUUCCAGCGUAUGCGCAACUACUCGAUCUACGCCUGCGCCGUCACGAUCCGUAUCGUCGUCUGCUUCGCUAUUCUGGCCUUCGCGUUCAAAUUCGACUUCCCGCCGUUCAUGGUCCUGAUCAUCGCCCUGCUCAACGACGGUACCAUCAUGACUCUGUCGGUCGACCGUGUUCUGCCCUCGAGCACACCUGACAGCUGGGACUUGGCCGAGAUCUUCUCGUACGCCGUCGCUUACGGUAUCUACCUCACUGCGUCCACGAUCGCCCUCGUCGCUAUUUGCAUCAAGACAGAGUUCUUCUACAACAAAUUCGGCGUCACGUUCGAGAAUGGGCUCACGCAGGCGACGAACCACAACGACCGUGUCCUUCACUCGAUUGUCUACCUCCAGGUCGCCAUCAUCUCGCAGGCCCUCAUCUUCGUCACACGUUCGCACAGCUUCUUCUUCAUGGAGAGGCCGUCUGUUGCACUGUUUGUGGCGUUCUGCAUCGCGCAGCUCGUGUCGACGAUCAUCGCUGUGUACGCCGACUGGGGCUUCACUGACAUCCACGGAAUCUCCGGUGGUUGGGUCGGUAUCGUUUGGGUUUGGGACAUCAUCUGGUUCGUCCCUCUCGACUGGAUCAAGUUCGCGAUGAAGGCCACCAUCAUCAAGAAGCUUCGCAACCGCCACAACGCCGCAAUGGCGGAGGCUUCCAUCGCCCAGUCGUCCGGUGUCCCCAUGACUCGCACCCAGUCUCGCGCGGCUUCCGUCCACGAGUCCCUCUACUCCAACCGUGUGUCGUUCAUCCGCCGCGCCGCCCGCAAGGUCGGCUUCGGCACCAAGGUCUCGAUGAAGCCGGAGGAGCUUCAACGCUUCAGCAGCAUCCAGGCCCAGCGUGCGGGCGCGACCCUUGCGCGCAACCCCUCCCGCACCGCUGCAUAGAGUACGUGGGCUGCCGACGUGUUGGUGGCUGGCCGUGGCUAAGGCUCAGGUGUCGUCCCUUCUAUCCGUUGUAAUUCGCGUAUACCCCUGUAUCACCGCCUCCCUCUCGACACCUGCGGUACUGGUCUGGCUGGUUGCUCGCGCGCCGGUGCGUCUCCGUGUACUCUUUUGUGUUUCUUACUUCGACGAUUCAUGUCUUACAUGACCCUGAUUCUAUUCAUGUUGUACACGCUCCACGACGUGCGGUUUCAGUCCGUAGUUCGCAUCACACGACCGUAUGUUAUAUACAUAGCAAAAGUAAUAUCAUGCAUAGAUUCCCGGG